Zygosaccharomyces rouxii is the source of this 3546-nucleotide messenger RNA. RefSeq names its product tricalbin (gene TCB2). The record is from RefSeq and is a predicted model, not a curated record. The coding region runs from base 1 to 3546 and encodes 1181 amino acids. Gene Ontology annotation, molecular function: lipid binding. Lineage: Eukaryota; Fungi; Ascomycota; Saccharomycetes; Saccharomycetales; Saccharomycetaceae. The transcript has a single exon.
AUGGCUACUACUGCAGAAAGUAAAGCAGUUAACGGCAAGCCCCAGCAGCAGAAGCAAUCCUCUGGUAAGCCAGAGGAUCAAUUCACUCCUGAGGGUUUGCAAAACGAUUCUGAAGGAAAAUCUAGUAAGACCAUCUCCGAGGAUAGAGCAAAGGAGAAUGUUACCAAUGAUGAAGUGGUAAGAGAGCCCAAAGAGGCUUCCUACGUUGGUUGGAAACAAAUUGGGGGCUGGCAAGAAAGUGAUACUUUGACCGCUGAGGAUGAAAUGAUUGAUUUAAAUAAAGAAACCUUUUUGGACAAUGUUUUGCCUGAUGUAGCCUACGGGGAUUGGUUCCAUUCAUUGGGUAUAUUGUUUUUGGCAGCAUUUUUGUCCUUCUUUAUUGGUUGGUUGGGAUUCUCCUUAGCAUCUGUAUUCUUUGUUGCCCUAGGUUCAUCGUUUUAUUACAGAACUUCUGUUAAGAAGUCCAGAUCUCUCAUUAGAGAUAAAGUGCAAAGAGAGCUCACUGUGCAAAAGAUUGAAGAUGACUACGAGUCUAUGGAAUGGAUGAACAAUUUCUUGGACAAGUAUUGGCCUCGUUUGGAACCAGGUAUAUCUCAAAUGGUUGUCCAAAACGUUAACCCAAUUUUAGCUUCUAACCCAUCAAUUCCAUCCUUCAUUAGUGCUUUAUGGAUUGAUCAAUUUACACUGGGUGUGAAACCACCUAGAAUUGAACAUGUUAAGACUUACCAAAACACUGAUUCUGAUAUUGUGGUUAUGGAUUGGGAUGUGGCUUUUACACCUCAUGACUUGUCUGAUAUGAAUGCUAAACAGGUUAGGAACUAUGUGAAUCAAAAAUUGGUUAUUAAGUUGGUUGCUUUUGGUAUAAGAAUUCCUUUCUAUGUCUCUAGUACUUCAUUCCAUGUCAAGACCAGAAUUAGAUUUAAAUUGAUGACGCCUUUCCCACAUGUGGACACCAUUAACAUCCAGUUGCUAGAAAUACCUGAUAUUGAUUUCAUUGCACGUCCCUUUGGUGAUUUUAUCUUUAAUAGUGAAAUUAUGAACAUUCCCUUGUUAUGGCCCGCUGUGAAAAAAUUGAUCCAAAUCUAUGUUGGUCCUCUGUUACUGCCACCAUUUUCAUUUCAACUUAACGUUCCACAAUUGCUUUCUGGUGCCACAGGUGCCAUUGGUGUUCUCAAGAUUGUCAUCAAGAAUGCUAAGGAUAUCAAGAAGGGUGAUAGUUUCAUUAACCAAUCUUUUAACCCUUACGUCAACUUUGAGCUAUCUGGUACUAGUGUCGCUAGAACUAAGGCUUGCAAAGAUACUUUGGAUCCUGUCUGGAACGAGGUCAAAUAUGUGCUAUUGAGUUCAUUUACAGAGCCAUUGGCUAUUACAGCAAUGAACGAACGUGAAAAAUUGAAAGACAAGGCUGUGGGUAGAGCAGAGUACAACUUGAGUUCCCUGCAAUAUCAAAACCACCAGAGAGACUUGUCUUGCAAUUUCUUGAGAAAUUUCAAGCCUGCUGGUUCCUUUAACUUUGAUUUGAGCUUCUUCCCUGUCGUUGGCUCCAAGAAAAUGCCUGAUGGUACAGUUGAAGAGCCACCAGAGUAUAAUACAGGUGUUGCUAAGAUUACCAUUGAAGAGAUUGAGGGUCUUGGUGAACCUCAUGAAAACGUUAGUGCGUAUGUGGAAUUGUAUUUUAACUCGAAGUUGAUUUUCACGACGCCGCAAGGUUCGGGAAAACAAGUCAUUCAAUGGAAUCAAGAACACGAAAACGUCAUCACAGACCGUCGUAAGUCAAGGUAUAAGAUGGUGGUCAAGAAUCCUAAGGGUGAAACCCUGGCCACUGUGAUUCAAUCUUUGAAUGACAUGAUCGACAGGACACAUAUUGGUAAGAAACAGUUACCUACGGCCGAUGGUAAGGCUCAGAUUAAAGUUGGCGCAAUUUGGAAACCAGUGGGUCUUGACAUUGGUUCCAGUGCUGUUGCUUAUACACCACCUAUUGGUGUAAUCAGAGUUUUCUUGAACAAGGCAGAAGAUUUGAAGAACUUGGAAAAGGUUGGUAAGAUUGACCCUUACGCUAGAGUUUUGUUGAAUGAAAGCUUUAAGGAGAGAACUAAUGAAAUUCCAAACACUUUGAAUCCUAUUUGGAACCAAUCUAUAUAUGUGGCUGUUACCUCCCCUAAUCAAAAGUUAUCUAUUGAAGUUAUGGAUGUGGAAACUGUGGGUUCAGAUCGUUCUGUGGGUAAAUUUGAUGUUAAAAUCGACGAUAUGUUCCAUAAGGGAGAAGAUGACCGUUAUGUUGAACAUGUUGAUGAUAAUCCAAGAACUGGUCGUUUAGUGACAAAGAAAGGUAUGAAAGGUGCUGUUACCUAUUACAUGGCCUUUUACCCAUGUUUACCAAUCUUGACCCUUGAUGAAAUGCAAGAAAUCGAUGAAAGUCGUCAAAAGGGUGAAGAUCUACAGAAACGCCAGGAAGAAAUGAAGGAUAAGACUAUUACUGAAGAAGAACAAAAUAAAAUGGACGAGGAGUUUGCCCAGAUCAGCGAUAUUAAGACAGUGUAUUCUAACAAGAUGAAAUUGGAGUUGGAAGAAUUGUUACAAUACAAUUCAGGUGUCUUUUCCGUCACCGUUCUUGAUGGUGAGUUGUCUCAAAUUGGUGCGUUCGUGCAAACUUUCUUCGAUUCUAGUGGACAUGCAAGAUUGGUGAGUCCAAAGAUUCCUACAAGGACUGUGCAGACCGGUUGGACCGGUGAUGUUAUGGUUAAGGAACUAGAAUAUUCUAUUACCACGUUUAGAGUCGUAAAGAAUAAGGACAAUAACAAGGCACAACCAUGUAUCUGUGAAGUUACUAUUCCAACCAUUGAAUUGGUGAAAAACUGUUAUUACAAGCCAUCUAUUUUGACUUUAUCAGGUGAAGGUAGUGCCAAAUUGAUGUUACAAGUUUCUUGGUUCCCAGUUGCAGUCUCUAGAUUACCACAAGCAGAUUUGAUUACCAACAGUGGUGACUUGACAGUUACCGCAAAGGCUGCUGAGAAUUUGAUAUCAGCAGAUAGAAACGGUCUAUCUGAUCCAUUCUUAAAAUUCUUCCUCAACGAUGACAAGAGUCCAAUCUUUAAAACCAAACGUAUUAAUAAGACUUUGAAUCCUACAUGGGAUGAGACAGCAACUUUUGAAAUUCAUAACCGUGUCAAUGACUACUUGCGUAUUGCUGUUAUGGAUUGGGAUGCAGGUAAUGCUGAUGAUUUGAUAGGUAGAGCAGUGGUUUCAUUGUCUAAGAUUGAUCCUGAAAACCCUGCCGAUUUGGAUCUACCUAUUGUUAGUGAAGAUGGUGGUGAUGGUGGUAUAUUGCACUUAUCUUUCAAAUUUGCUCCCCGUUAUACCAAUACCGUUCAUAGACCUGAAAAGAAAGUGGGUGAUCUUGCUACUAAAGGGAUUGGUGGUGGAUUUAAAGUCGGUGCGAGUGUCGUCAACGGAGGAUUUGGCACCAUUGGUAAACUUGGUAAAACUAUGUUUGGCGGUAAAAAGAAUCACUAUGUGGCACAAGGUGUUUAUAAUGCUGUGCUAUGA